This is a messenger RNA of Rotaria sp. Silwood2, 597 nucleotides long. The record is from the annotation of a GenBank genome assembly. Lineage: Eukaryota; Metazoa; Rotifera; Eurotatoria; Philodinida; Philodinidae.
AUGAUAUUGAACAACAAUAUCACCAUUAACUUUUUUCCAUCAUCUGCAGGUACUACCAUUAGCGAUAUUAGCGAUGGUAAUGUUUAUGACAGGUUAAGAUUGGCAUGUCCUGAUCGAUUUAUAACACUCACAAUGAAUGUUGAUGGCGUGCAAAUUAAAAAAGGAUCAAAUAAAUCAAUUUGGCCUGUGUUAUUAGCAAUAAACAAUCUUCCACUGAAUCGACGUUAUGCUAUUGAGAAUACAAUUAUUGCUGGUAUUUGGUCAGGUGUACAUAAGCCUUCCAGAGCACAAAUGGCAGCCUUUCUCUCGCCCAUUGUUGAAGAAUUAUCUCAUUUAGAAAAAGGAUUCAACUUUGUCGAUUAUAGAAAAUUUUCCAUUGAACAGAAUACCGUGAUAAAAGUAUUUCUGAUUGGUGCAUGCUGCGACAAGCCUGCUCAAGCCCUCCUUCAAAAUAUAUCCGAGCCAACAGCAGCAUUUGGCUGUGGACGUUGUGAAUUUAUAGGUGAAGUAGAAGCGCUCUUUGACAUAAAUCAUAAUCGAUUAUUAAGAUUUCAUACAGCGAAAUGUACUUCAAUAGAUGUAUAUGAAAAGAAUUGA